Syzygium oleosum is the source of this 3229-nucleotide messenger RNA. Its product is annotated as chloride channel protein CLC-c. Gene Ontology annotation, molecular function: voltage-gated chloride channel activity. Gene Ontology annotation, cellular component: plant-type vacuole membrane; intracellular membrane-bounded organelle. The coding region runs from base 309 to 2645 and encodes 778 amino acids. Gene Ontology annotation, biological process: transmembrane transport; chloride transport. The transcript is spliced from 7 exons. The record is from RefSeq and is a predicted model, not a curated record. NCBI's taxonomy places the organism in Eukaryota, Viridiplantae, Streptophyta, Magnoliopsida, Myrtales, Myrtaceae.
CACCAAAAAACAAAAGAUGAGAGAGAGGAAAAAGGAAAGCUCCAGUCUGUCAAAUACGAGAGUUUAGGAUUUUAGACCAUUCAUUCUCCUUAAUUUCUUGAUUUUUUUUUGGGGGGAACGUGAAAUGUAAUGAUCAAAUGGACAGCUGACACAUGCUUCCCCUCCCCCCUGAUUUUCCAAAAAAGCUGCUUCUCAUUCCUUCUUCCCCCCCCCCCUGACAAUAGCAAAAGGCAAAAAAAAAGCUUCGAUCUUUAUCAUUCUUGAUCUUUCGAGAGAGAGAGAGAGAGAGAGAGGGAGGUAGCGCAGCGAUGGAGAGGAGGGAGGAGGAGGACGGGAAUGGGAUUGGGAAUGGGCAUGAACACGACAUUGAGAUAGAGGGGAAGGAGUCGAGCCCCAAGGGAAUGCGACAGCCCCUGCUCCUGCACAGGCACAGCAGCAGUAGCCGCAUCAACCGGACCUCCCAGAUUGCCAUUGUGGGUGCCAACCCCUGCUCCAUUGAGAGCCUUGAUUACGAGAUUGUUGAGAACGAUCUUUUCAAGCAGGAUUGGCGGUCUAGGAAGAAGUCUGAGAUAUAUCAAUACGUAGUUCUCAAAUGGACUCUGGCCCUUCUCAUUGGCCUAGGCACCGGACUGGUUGGGUUUUUCAAUAACAUUGCUGUUGAGAAUAUUGCUGGUUUUAAACUCCUGCUCGCCAACAAUCUGAUGCUUAGAGAAAGGUAUUAUCAGGCAUUUGCUGCAUAUGCUAGCUGCAACAUGAUUUUGGCUGUUGCUGCUGGAGCGCUCUGUGCUUACAUUGCCCCUGCAGCAGCUGGUUCUGGCAUACCAGAGGUGAAAGCAUACCUCAAUGGCAUAGAUGCUCAUACUAUUCUGGCUCCUGGUACCCUUUUUGUAAAGAUUGUUGGUUCCAUCCUUGGAGUUGCAGCUGGAUUUGUUGUAGGAAAGGAAGGACCCAUGGUGCAUACUGGUGCUUGCAUUGCCUCUUUGCUUGGACAGGGAGGAUCUCGCAAGUAUCGUUUGACUUGGAGGUGGCUCAGAUACUUCAAGAAUGAUCGGGAUAGGCGGGAUUUAAUAACAUGUGGUGCAGCAGCUGGAGUAGCAGCAGCAUUUCGAGCUCCUGUGGGCGGGGUCCUCUUUGCACUUGAAGAAGCAGCUUCAUGGUGGCGGAGUGCUCUUCUCUGGAGGACAUUUUUCACAACAGCUGUUGUAGCUGUCGUGCUUAGGAGCUUCAUAGAGUUUUGCAGGAGUGGGAGAUGUGGGUUGUUUGGACAAGGGGGUCUUAUCAUGUUUGAUGUUAAUUCAGCACCUGCCACUUACGGCACCCCAGAUCUAUUGGCAGUUAUUUUCCUUGGAGUUAUUGGAGGUAUUUUUGGGAGCCUUUACAACUAUAUGGUGGACAAGGUCCUUCGAACAUAUAGCAUCAUCAAUGAGAGAGGUCCUUCAUUCAAAAUACUACUUGUUAUCUCCAUCUCUUUUUUAACCUCAUGUUGCUCGUACGGCCUUCCAUGGAUUCUCCAAUGUACACCCUGUCCUGCUCAUGCAGUGGAGGAAUGUCCUACUAUAGGUCGGUCGGGGAACUAUAAGAACUUCCAGUGUCCCCCAAACCACUACAAUGACCUUGCUUCCCUCUUCCUAACGACGAACGAUGAUGCAAUUCGGAGCUUAUUUAGUUCCAGCACCGAGAAGGAGUUUCAAAUCUCUACCCUUUUAGUUUUCUUUGCGGCCAUAUAUUUCCUUGGAAUUGUCACAUAUGGAAUUGCCAUUCCCUCCGGGCUCUUCAUCCCGGUUAUACUUGCUGGGGCCUCAUAUGGCCGCCUUGUGGGGACAUUUCUCGGCCCUCUCUCUGGCCUUGACGCAGGACUCUUUGCCCUUCUCGGAGCUGCCUCCUUCUUGGGUGGCACAAUGAGAAUGACGGUUUCUCUCUGUGUCAUCCUUCUAGAACUCACCAAUAGUUUGUUGAUGCUACCAUUGGUUAUGCUAGUUCUCCUUAUCUCAAAAACGGUGGCAGAUAGUUUCAACAAAGGAGUGUAUGACCAAAUUGUGAAAAUGAAGGGAUUGCCAUACAUGGAAGCACAUGCAGAACCAUACAUGAGGAAUCUGGUGGCAAGCGAUGCUGUUUCUGGUCCCUUGGUUACGUUCUCUGGGGUUGAAAAGGUGGGGAACAUAUUUUAUGCUUUGAAGAUCACCAAGCAUAAUGGGUUUCCCGUGAUUGAUGAGCCACCUUUCUCAGAAGCUCCGGAAUUGUGUGGACUUGUUUUGAGGUCCCAUCUGCUGGUGUUGCUCAAAGGGAGAAAGUUCACGAAGCAGAGGAUAGUGACGGGAUCAGAAAUUGUGAGGAUGUUUAAAGCUCAUGAGUUUGCAAAGCCAGGAUCAGGGAAGGGGCUCAAGCUGGAGGAUUUGGACAUCAAGGAUGAAGAGAUGGAGAUGUUUGUGGAUCUGCAUCCUAUUACUAAUAUGUCGCCUUAUACAGUGCUUGAGACCACAUCAUUAGCUAAAGCUGCUGUUCUCUUCAGGGAGCUUGGACUUAGGCACCUGUGCGUUGUGCCAAAGACACCGGGGAGGCCUCCGAUUGUUGGCAUUCUGACAAGGCACGACUUCAUGCCAGAGCAUGUUCUUGGGUUGCACCCACAUCUUCAUUCGCACAAGUAAAGCAAUGCAAAUUAAGCAAAAGGUGCACUAUUAUAGUGACAUAGAAACAAACUGUACCAUCUAUGCACAGUGGGAAUGAGGGAAAAGUGGGAUGUGUAGAAGGAUGGCCAUGUUUCUGGGUCCAACUGGUAUAGGAUCUGUAGAAAGAGCAGCUCAGCAACUGAUGGGUGACCCGGGAGCAACCACCGGUGCCUCGAAUGUGUAAAUGUGAGUUUGUUCCUUAAUCUUUUCCAUGAAACCAUACCGCUCUUAUGUCUAUAUGAUCAUCCAAGCUUGCGAUACGUGCGGGCUGAGUUGCUGCUUAGCGAAGAAGUUUAAAUCAUCAGGAUCGGAAUAGCUGCUCGCGCUUUCUGCAGUCGUAGAUUUGGGUGGCGUUCUUGAUGGUGCUUAUUAAUAAUAAUAGUAGUGAUGACAGCGAUUAUAAUAGUAAAUAAAAGAGUGGCAAAAGAAAGUGAUAAUAAGAUGUGACCCAGAUGGAUUCCAGACUUCCAUAUGUAUAACUUAAAUUAUUACAUCAGUGACUAUUUUAUUGGUGUCGCCUGCGUUUCCGUGUUCGCAGAUCUGUCACCAUUCUCCCUCGUGCU